AGAGGAACGUUGGUGAAUUGAUUUCCUUUCCGACGUAUCAUCAGCUGUGUUUUGUUUGUCUUGCUUUUUGCAGAUAUAUUUUUGCCAUCAUGGCGGAGAGUGCUGACAUGGAGCAGCUCCUGACGUCUUUUAAGAAGUUCGCUGUCCACGGAGACACAAAGGCCACGGGGAAGGAGCUUAACGGGAAGAACUGGGCCAAACUGUGCAAAGACUGCAGGAUCAUCGACGGCAAGAACGUAACCGCCACCGACGUGGACAUCGUCUUCUCCAAAGUCAAACAGAAGACAUCUCGGGUCGUCACCUACGAGGAGUUCCAGAGGGCUCUGGAGGAGUUGGCCCCGAAGAGGUUCAAAGGUCAAAGUAAAGAGGAGGCGCUGGAGUCCAUCUAUAAACUGGUGAAAGGCCGAGAGCCCACCAACGUGGGAGUGACGAAAGUGGCGAAGGCGAAGGCGGUGGAUCGGCUGACCGAUGCGUCCCGCUACACCGGGUCUCACAAGGAGCGUUUCGACGAGAGCGGCAAGGGGAAAGGUCGCGAGGGCCGCGAGGAGAUUGUGGAGAAGACGGGCUACGUGGGAGCGUACAAGAACGCCGGGACGUACGACGACAAGAUGAAGGCCGAGAAAUAACAGGAAGUACCUGUUCCUUCAGUCUGGGACCAGACCUUGAACUUUGACCCCCCCCCCCCUCUAUGUGUGUGCAUGUGUCUGUGUGUGUGUGUGUGUGUGUUUGAACUGGACGCAGCUUCGUGUUCAGACUGAUGAACUCUAUAAACCCAUCGGACAGUCUGGUGGAUCACAUCCAGGACUGUGCUGCACCAGGUCUUCAUGAGUCCCUUUAGCUCCGUUCAGACUGGAUUCUGUCUGUUAGCGGUUUCAGCUCAUUGCUAACAUGCUAACAGCGACCUAUUUGUCAACAGUCUUUUUUUUUUUAGUUCACAUGAAGUCAGAGUGUCUCCAUCAACUAUCAGCUGAUUACUGUGAUUCUGAAUACAACUUAAAGGGCCAGCAUGCAGAAUGUGGCGCCAUCUAGUGUUGAAGUUUCAAAUUACAACCAACUAAAAAACUUCUUAUUUUUUAGGUGAUUAUAGACCAAAGAAAGUUAUUAAUAUUAUAAUUACAUAUAAAUGUUACACACUGUUCCUUUAAAGACAUGACGCUUCUUUUGUCUUUGUGAAUGUUUGUGUCCACGUCUAUUACAGACCAUAAUAUCCUGUCAUGUCACCAUGGUUACAGCCAAUGAUGAGCUAUGUGUUGUCAUAGCAACCAGACGUCCUCUCAGCUCACUGGUUGAAAAGUUUUGGGACAUUUUUGGGGAUUUCCUUUUAUUUCUUCAUCCUGCAUAUUGUUGCUUUGUUUAGUUGUUUUAACAUUCUGCAGUUUUCUUCUUGUUCUUCUUCUGCAUUAUAACGAUAUUUUAAUCUUUGAUGUCUGGAUUUGAUUCAGGAGCAGAAACUGGACUGUAGCUUCAGUGAAAGUUACUUAAAUAAUAAAAGGUUAAAGAAA
Messenger RNA from Anarrhichthys ocellatus (wolf-eel), 1502 nucleotides. RefSeq names its product tubulin polymerization-promoting protein family member 3 (gene tppp3). Gene Ontology annotation, cellular component: microtubule. The record is from RefSeq and is a predicted model, not a curated record. NCBI's taxonomy places the organism in Eukaryota, Metazoa, Chordata, Actinopteri, Perciformes, Anarhichadidae. Gene Ontology annotation, molecular function: tubulin binding. The coding region runs from base 90 to 626 and encodes 178 amino acids. The transcript has 3 exons. Gene Ontology annotation, biological process: positive regulation of protein polymerization; microtubule bundle formation; microtubule polymerization.